AUGGCUCAGGAGGCCGGUGAUGCUCGGUCCAUGGCGGAGAGCCUCCCAGAUGCUCCUCCAACUGUUACCCCUGCCAAACAGACGGUUAAGUCUUUCAAGUGCGACCUCACCCUCCGAUCUCACCAAGGGGGAUUGCUGAUGCCUGUAUUUAGGAAAAAAUAUGCAAAGCUCAAGGUCAAGUUUGACGUCGCGACACGCGAGAGUGAGACACUCAUCCGCGAGGAGCUGCGCAUCGAAGACCUAUCAAAGCGUAUCCGGGAACAGAACGAUCAAUUGCUUGAAGUCUUGCUCGAAUUCAAUGAAAGCAUUCACGUCUCUCCGGCUUUGCGAUACGACUUGAACAUGCCGAAUGACGCACCGUACCUGCCGACACUCGAGCAAGAGAUUGCACCCUUGGUCAAUGAUGCGACUCUUGCCCGAACGGCACUGAAGGAGGCCAAGGCGGGAGUGACCACAGGCACGAUCACGGUUAGCGCGUACCGAAUGGUCGAAGAAAGCAUCAAACGCAACAAGUCGUUCAUCCCGGCUUUGCAAUACACCACCCUCACUCAAGUCCCCCACACGGUGCCGCCACCAACAGAACUGGGCAAGGGAGCCGACCACACCAUCGAGCGCAGACUCGGAUAUCUUACACCGGAGCAUGAAACCGAGUACUACCUGACUCUAGAUGCCAAGCUCGGCGACGAGGCAGCAGCCGCGCAGGUCGAACGUCUGCCCGAUCCGCCUACUUUUGCAGAGCGUGAGCGAGAUGCGAACAAUCGAAACCCGGCGUCGGUAUACAAUUGGCUGCGCCGCAAUCAGCCUCAGACAUUACAAGAUAACGAGGCCGCAUCGGAGAAGUCCACAUCACGGCCUUCCAACCAGCGGGCUGCCGCCAAACGGGCCACGGCGCAGGCGCGCAAGGACGAGGAUAUGGACGAAGAUGGGACAGAUGCACACCCUACCCCGAAAAACAAGCGAAAGCGUGAAGAGGACGCUGGCUAUCGGCCCAAGGGUGGCAGCAGUCGUUCGAAGAAGAAGAAAGAAGAGCCCACGUCGACUCCUAAAAGCACUGCUAAAAAGACGUGA
This is a messenger RNA of Penicillium lagena, 1068 nucleotides long. RefSeq lists its product as uncharacterized. Gene Ontology annotation, cellular component: nucleus; Ino80 complex. The transcript has 2 exons. The record is from RefSeq and is a predicted model, not a curated record. Lineage: Eukaryota; Fungi; Ascomycota; Eurotiomycetes; Eurotiales; Aspergillaceae. Gene Ontology annotation, biological process: chromatin remodeling. Bases 1 to 1068 code for a protein of 355 amino acids.